UGGACUUUUGGCCACGCAGAUCUCGCUGGGAAAAUCGUCUUCCUCACGCUUCAAAUCCACAGCAUCCAUUCCAAAAUGCAUAUCGUCUCUGACUCUCAUAAUCCAAGCCCAUUUCACCUGUGAAGCUGUUUUCAUCUCUCACUCUGCCAAAGGUCUCUUCCAAUCCCAAUCUCUUUGUAUUUUCUUUAAGAUCCCAAACUUCUCUGCAUCCCAUUGAUCGGUCUAUCCAUUUCUUCUAGGGUUUUGAAUCCGUCGCUAUAAUUUCUAUUGUAUCAGUAAUUUGUUUCCAUUUCUGAUAAAUCUAGCCAAAUUAAGUGGAUCAACAGAAUCUUGAGGACCCACGUUUUAGUUUUUGCAAUGACUGGUUUUGAUGCUUCGUUUCCUUUCUAUUUCGCUGCAUUUGUCAAUGCUCUCCAUAAAGUUCUUUGAUUGGUGAGUGUCCACUCAAUUUAGCAUUGAAUUUGAAAAAAAAAACACCUAGAAAACGAUGUCUUCGACUAGAUUUGAUUCGUCGAAGCAGUACUAUGCCACGAGCAGUCUCGUAGUGGGUUACGCGCUGUGUUCAAGCUUGCUUGCUGUGAUAAACAAGAUUGCCAUUACUCAAUUCAACUAUCCUGGCCUUCUGACUGCAUUACAGUAUCUAACUUCAGCGUUAGGUGUUUGGGUUUUGGGAAAAUUGGGGUUUUUGCAUCAUGAUCCGUUCACAUUGGAGAUCGCAAAGAAAUUCUUACCGGCUGCACUUGUUUUCUACCUUGCGAUCUUUACGAACACAAAUUUGCUUCGCCAUGCCAAUGUUGAUACUUUUAUUGUAUUUCGGUCUUUGACGCCCCUUCUGGUUGCCAUAGCAGAUACGACAUUUAGGAAACAGCCAUGUCCGUCAAAGUUAACUUUCAUGUCGCUAUUGAUCAUUUUGGGUGGUGCUGUUGGGUAUGUAGCCACGGAUUCAGCUUUUACUUUAACCGCGUAUUCAUGGGCAUUUGCAUAUUUGGUGACAAUUACAUCGGAGAUGGUCUAUAUCAAGCAUAUGGUCACAAAUCUUGGUUUGAACACUUGGGGUUUUGUGUUUUACAACAAUUUGCUGUCUUUGAUGAUGGCACCGGUGUUCUGGGUUCUUACAGGAGAGUAUGCUGAUGUGUUUGCUGCUAUGAGAUCGGCUUCUGGGAACUGGAUGGAUUCCAGUGCACUUUUUGCAGUUUCAUUGUCUUGUGUGUUUGGAUUGCUUAUAAGCUUCUUCGGGUUUGCAGCUAGGAAGGCAAUCUCUGCCACAGCAUUUACAGUGACUGGUGUGGUUAAUAAGUUUCUUACAGUUGCGAUCAAUGUGUUGAUUUGGGAUAAGCAUGCUAGUCCAUUUGGGUUGGUUUGCCUCCUCCUCACAAUUGUGGGGGGUGUUCUUUAUCAGCAGUCAGUUACUGGAGCUGGCAGUGCUCCUUCACAGCGUGAUCCCGCUGUGUCUAAACAAACUGACGGUGAGAAUGAUGGUGAUUUUGAUGAUGAGAAUCAAGCAAAAGGAAUAUCGGAUGUAAAAUGAAGUAGAAAUUUCGAACAAAAAAGUAUGGCAUUUAUGAACAGGCUGUCUAGUGAAUUCCUCUGCUUUCUGAGAUUAAGCCAGGUGUGGUGAUGGGCCAAAAUGGGCUGUAUAGUUUGCUGCUUGAUGGCUAAUUUCAGGACAAUAAUAUGAAGCCUUGUGGUGGGAGUCCUUAUUCUUGGAAACCCAAAACUUCAGCGGCUGCUUUUGCAAGGAACUUUUAGACGAGGCUCGGUAGAGGGCUGAAGUAGAUUUAGGAAUUGAAGAUGAGGGUAAUCAUACAAAUGAAAUGGGUAACAUUCUAAACAGCCUCCAUAAUACAUCUGCAAAAUCAACACCUUGGAUCU
This is a messenger RNA of Vitis riparia (riverbank grape), 1872 nucleotides long. RefSeq names its product GDP-fucose transporter 1. The record is from RefSeq and is a predicted model, not a curated record. NCBI's taxonomy places the organism in Eukaryota, Viridiplantae, Streptophyta, Magnoliopsida, Vitales, Vitaceae. The transcript has 2 exons. Gene Ontology annotation, cellular component: Golgi apparatus. Gene Ontology annotation, molecular function: antiporter activity; GDP-fucose transmembrane transporter activity. The coding region runs from base 488 to 1528 and encodes 346 amino acids.